AUGGGUGGGUACCUGUGGAGCGACGAGAACCCGGCGGGGAAGCGACGGGUGGCGGGCGCGAUGGCGCUGCUCGCGGCGAGCAAGGCGGCGAACGUGAGCGUGCCGUUCGCGUUCAAGUACGCGAUCGAUGGGCUGAGCGCGCAGGCCGGGAUGGCGACGAGUGGGGUGGAGGCGAUGACGCACCUGCCGAUGACGGCGAUCGCGGCGACGCCGGCGGUGAUGUUGGUCGGGUACGGGGCGCUGCGAGCGUCGGCGAGCCUGGCGAACGAACUGAGAAACGCGACGUUCGCCAAGGUGAGUCAGGGGGCGAUACGAGCGAUCGCGCGGAGGGUGUUCGCGCAUUUGCACGAACUUGAUUUGAAGUAUCAUCUCGAUCGGCAGACGGGGGCGUUGAAUCGCACGAUCGAUCGCGGGACGCGAGGCAUUAGUUUCCUGUUGAAUAGCAUGGUGUUCAACGUGUUCCCGACGGCGUUUGAAAUCGCCCUCGUGAGCGGUAUUUUAUCCGUAAAGUGCGGACCAGAGUUUGCGAUGUUAACCGGAGGUACGAUCGCGACGUACACCGCGUUCACGAUCGCGUGCACGCAGUGGAGAACAAAGUUUAGGCGUCAGAUGAACGCGCUGGAAAACGAAGGCAACACGAGGGCGAUCGAUUCCUUGUUAAACUUUGAGACAGUCAAGUACUUCAACAACGAGGAACACGAGGUGAAACGCUACGACGAGAGCUUAAAGGGCGUCGAACAGGCGAAUUUGAAAAUCGCCAGCUCGCUAGGGAUGUUGAACUUUGGACAAAACGCCAUUUUUUCGGCGUCCCUCUCCGCGGCGAUGCUCCUCGCCGCGCAAGGCGUCGCGCAGGGAAACCUCACCGUAGGGGAUUUGGUCAUGGUGCAAGGGUUGCUAUUCCAACUAUCGGUGCCGCUGAACUUUUUGGGGUCGGUGUAUCGCGAAGCGCGACAGUCUUUGAUCGACAUGACGUCGAUGUUUCAUUUGUUGGAAGAGAAGAGCGCGGUGCGAGAGCUGGAAAACGCGCCCGCGCUCGUCGUCCCGGACGAGGGGCUUUCGGUGGAGUUUAGAAACGUGAGUUUUGGAUACGACAACGGGAGAAAAAUUAUAGAUGGACUCUCCGUGACUGUUCCCGCGGGUGGUUCUCUCGCGUUGGUCGGCGCGAGUGGGAGCGGAAAGAGCACGCUCUUGCGCCUGUUGUUUAGGCUGUACGACGCCCAAAAGAAUGGCGACGGCGAAACUUCGGGCAUCUUUCUCGGCGGUCAAAACGCGCAAAGCGUCUCUUUGCGCUCUUUGCGCGAAUCCGUGGCUGUGGUUCCCCAAGAUACGGUGUUGUUCAACGACACGAUCCAUUACAAUAUUCAUUACGGUAAAAUGAGCGCGUCGGAUGCCGAGGUUCGCGAAGCGGCGCGUCUCGCCGCCAUCGACGGUCCCAUUCUCCGCAUGCCCAAGGCGUACGACACCAUCGUCGGUGAGCGCGGAUUAAAACUUAGCGGCGGGGAAAAGCAACGCGUCGCCAUCGCGCGCGCGUUGCUCAAGGGUUCGCCUUUGGUUUUGAUGGACGAAGCCACGAGCGCUCUGGACACGAACACCGAGAAAGAUAUUCUUAAAAUGCUCGAAGUGUUGAUGAAGGGCAAAACCACCAUCGUCGUCGCGCACAGGCUUUCCACGGCGCGAAAUUGCGACAACAUCGCCGUUUUAGAGGAUGGCAAGGUUGUCGAAUACGGUUCGCACGAUCAACUCCUCCGACGCGGGGCCAAGUACCACGCGAUGUGGACGCAACAAAACGGCGCGGGCGACGACCGCGCCCAGCGUCCCGCGCACGACCCGACGACGUCGCUCGACGAGUUGCUCGCCCGCGAGCGCGCGAGACAAGACGCUGAUGCGAAGAAGAAAGCUCAGGCCCAGGCUGCGCUCGACCGCAAGCGAUGCUGUUGA
Ostreococcus lucimarinus CCE9901 is the source of this 1938-nucleotide messenger RNA. RefSeq names its product ABC(ABCB) family transporter: mitochondrial ATM1-like protein (ABCB). Gene Ontology annotation, molecular function: ATP hydrolysis activity; ATP binding; ABC-type transporter activity. The transcript has a single exon. Gene Ontology annotation, biological process: intracellular iron ion homeostasis; transmembrane transport. Gene Ontology annotation, cellular component: mitochondrial inner membrane. Lineage: Eukaryota; Viridiplantae; Chlorophyta; Mamiellophyceae; Mamiellales; Bathycoccaceae. The coding region runs from base 1 to 1938 and encodes 645 amino acids. The record is from RefSeq and is a predicted model, not a curated record.